UUGUCAAAUUACACACGACGACUGGUUAUGGAAUUUUGAAUAUGUCGAUUAUUCGGAAUAUUAUUGGGCAUUUUAAAUAAAUUCUUGAAAAUGACCGAAGAUCAAGAUGCUAAAGACUCGCAAUCGGAUUCUGGUAUCAAAACUUUCACCUCUAAGAAUAAGGAUAAAAAGUUAAAACCGCAACGUCCGCUGACCAAAAUAGUGCUUCGGCGCCUGCCUCCAUCUAUGACAGAAGAAUCGUUCCUGGAACAGGUUUCUCCUAUUCCAGAGCAUGACCACUUUUAUUUUGCUAAGCCUGAUUCUUCAUUGGGGCAUAAUGUUUACUCGCGGGCCUACAUAAACUUUGUAAACGUUGAGGACAUAUACCUUUUUAGGGAUAAAUUUGAUGGCUAUAUAUUUUUAGAUGAGAAAGGUGUGGAGUAUGUAGGUAUUGUGGAAUAUGCGCUUUUCCAAAGAAUACCCAAAAAGAAAAAGAAAAAAGAUCCCAAGUGUGGUACUAUAGAGAGUGACCCCAUCUAUCAGGAAUUCAUUGAGAGCCUCAACAAGGAGCCAGAAACUGAAAAUCAACCAAAACUGGAGUAUUCAUAUCCAGUGAAUGAUGGAAAUGACAAAAAAGUGCAGUCUACACCUCUACUUGAGUAUCUGGCAGCCCGUAAACAGGACAAGCGCGGAAGAGACGAGCGCAGGAGAAGGGAAAAUGAUAAGAGGAAAAUGAGAAUCGAACGAAAGACUAAAGAAAUGCCUAUCAAGGAAGAGGAGACUGGAGAUGAAGUUAAAAAAAUAAAAUCACGUGAAUGGGAAAAAGAGAAAUCUUCGACAGAUUUGAAAGAUGAUUCUUCUAGAUCAGAAAAUAAAGAUGGAACUGUAUUUGAAUCUAAAAGUUACAGAGAUCAGCGUAAAAUUGAAAACAAAAUUGUUGGUGAUAAGAAAGUAAAGAAAACUGAUGUUGACAAGAAAGAUAUUUCUGGUAAAGACGGUGACUUAGAUGAAGAUUCGGACCGGGGACACAAAAAAGAUAAAAAAGACAAAUUAAAGGAGUCAGCACGAGAAAUUAAAAGUAAAAAAUACAGCGAAAUUAGGAAAGAGAGAAUCAAGCAGACUGAAUUUGUGAAAUCAGAAAAGCAAUCAGUAAUUAAUAAAAUAAUAUCAUCUGACGGGAAAUCUAAAUCUCUCAAUUAUGACGAUAUAAAACCUUUCACUCAGUUACCACAAGUGAAAACAGAUGAUUUGACAAAAAUAAUAGAGGGUAUGGAUAGAAAAAUGAAACUUGAUGAAGCUCAAAGAGAUCAUGAUGUAUCAGAGAAUACAUCUGCAUCCAAAAUAAGAAGGAGCAGUUUAGAAUCGGGAGAACUAUCCACGAAAGAAGAAGUCGUUUUAAAAAGGCAGAAAUCACUUGAUGACAGGAGCAAAUCGACAGACAGAGAAGGCUCUGAGGAAAAAGACAAGAGCGACGGUAGUGAUCGUCGCAUGGAGAAAAGGAUUAGAAAUAAGGAUCGCCCAAGCAUGGUCAUAUACCAACCAGGAAUGGGAAAAUUCAGCAAACAAAGAUUAGCGAAAGAAAAGGAGACACAACCACAGACUAAGCUGAUAAACGAUAGUGAAAAGAAAGACACCUGAGAAUAUGGUCACGCCACCCGAAAAUUGGACACCAUUUAACGGAAUCACCAGAAGCUGGCAUUCAAAACAUGUUCUUGGGGAAGUAGAAGAGGACAUAAUGAAUAUGCCAACUGAUGGACACUCUGUUCGAGUUUAUUAAGCUGUUGUUUUUAUUUCCUUAGUUAACAUACAGUGAUGGGAAGGCGAUGUUUUCACAAUCGGCAUAGCAUUCAGUGCUUCGUAUUUUUAUUUAGCUUGUGAUCAUUUAGUUCCGUUUGUUUAGUUCAUUUAAAUAUAAUUCGUUUCUUAAACU
Amyelois transitella is the source of this 1909-nucleotide messenger RNA. RefSeq names its product regulator of nonsense transcripts 3B (gene Upf3). The record is from RefSeq and is a predicted model, not a curated record. Gene Ontology annotation, cellular component: nucleolus; cytoplasm. Gene Ontology annotation, molecular function: mRNA binding. NCBI's taxonomy places the organism in Eukaryota, Metazoa, Arthropoda, Insecta, Lepidoptera, Pyralidae. Gene Ontology annotation, biological process: nuclear-transcribed mRNA catabolic process, nonsense-mediated decay; positive regulation of translation. The transcript is spliced from 6 exons. The coding region runs from base 91 to 1617 and encodes 508 amino acids.